Molecule: messenger RNA, 1848 nt
Organism: Cuculus canorus (common cuckoo)
Lineage: Eukaryota; Metazoa; Chordata; Aves; Cuculiformes; Cuculidae
Gene: FHL1
Product: four and a half LIM domains 1
Exons: 6
Coding region: 133-1029 (298 amino acids)
Biological process (GO): muscle organ development
Molecular function (GO): transmembrane transporter binding
Source: RefSeq, a predicted model, not a curated record
CAUCUGGUAAGAGUCCCGUCCAUAUUAAUAGCCUCCGUUUAAAUGUAUGUUAUCAAACGAGGCAGCUCCUGAUCGGCCAAGAGACUGUGAACUGUUACCUAAGCGGCUGCUGGUGACUUGGGGCUGCUAAUCAUGGCUUUCCACAGGCACACAGGGCCUGGCAGUUACACUGUAGGCACCAUGUCGGAGCGCUUUGACUGCCACUACUGCCGUGACCCGCUCCAAGGGAAGAAGUACGUGCAGAAAGAGGGCCGCCACUGCUGCGUCAAGUGCUUCGAGAAGAUCUGUGCCAACACCUGCAUCGAGUGCAAGAAACCCAUCGGAGCUGACUCCAAGGAGCUGCAUUUCAAGAACCGUUAUUGGCAUGACACCUGCUUCCGCUGCUUCAAGUGCUACGCAUCCUUGGUCAAUGAGCCCUUCAUGCUAAGGGAGAACAACAAGGUUUGGUGUAGCAACUGCACUGCCAAGGAGGAUGCGCCCAGGUGUAAGGGCUGCUUCAAGCCUAUUAUUGCAGGAGACCAAAAUGUUGAGUACAAGAAGAUGGUCUGGCACAAGGACUGUUUCACUUGCAGCCAGUGCAAGCAAGUGAUUGGAUCUGGGAGCUUCUUCCCCAAGGGUGAUGACUUCUACUGUGUCUCCUGCCAUGAGCAUAAGUUCGCCAAGACCUGUGCUAAAUGCAAGAAUCCCAUCACUUCUGGAGGCCUCACUUACCAGGAACAGCCUUGGCAUUCAGAGUGUUUCAUUUGCUCCAACUGCAAGAAGCCACUGGGUGGGAAGCGAUUCACGGCUGUAGAGGAAGAGUUUUACUGUGUGGAAUGCUACAAGGAGUGUGUUGCCAAGAAGUGCGCUGGCUGCAAGAAUCCUAUUACAGCAGGAUUUGGAAGAGGAACCAGUGUGGUUAACUACGAAGAUGAAUCCUGGCACGAUUAUUGUUUCAAAUGCACAAAGUGUGCCCGUGGUCUGGCCAACAAGCGCUUUGUUUGCCAUAAUGGAAAAAUUUACUGUGCUGAGUGUCCCAAACGACUGUAAGGAGCAGACAGAAACUGCCAUAAAAUGGAUUUUAGAGCCCUGCUUUCCAAAACAGUGCUGGUAAAGGAGCAGGUUUUUGCAUGUUAAGAAUUACAACUUUUUCCAUUUUAGUAUAAAGUAGCCUCAGUAUGCUGGGUUUGACUUUUGAAGCUCCUGCAGUACAAAAGCAUGUAGUGUUGCAAAAAUCUAACUUUGCUUCCAAGUAGCUCUUAGUAUAAAGGCUUGAAAUGCCGUUAGGUUUAGAGGUCCACAUACUCUGUUAUCUGUGUGUGGCUUAAACUAAAACAAAGCUAGUUUUAAACUUAUUUGGUAUACGUUUAAGCUUGGCACUUAAAUGAAGUGGGUUUGAGAAGGCAUGCACCUCAAACAGAGAUGCAAAGAUUGCACCCAGGAUGAGAGAUCCAUUAUUAUUCAAGUACAUUACAUACAUCACACCAGUAACAGCAGCUCAAUAAUAUAUACCUUAGCUUACUCUACCACACCAAAUUGCAGCACAUGUACGGAAUGGCUUCAUCUUACCUAUAACAAUGUUUUGGCAGUACCAUUUAGCUUUAGUUAAGUUUCCGUAAACUUGUUUUAGUCCUGACUUCUGCAUGGUUUGCCCAAAAGUUUUGCUCAUCAGCUUUUUUUACAUCAUUGUUUAAAUGAGGCUGACUAUAUACAAUUAUUAAUGCAUUAACAAGGAAAUCUUUCACCUACGACAAAAUGCACGUGCAUUUAGAAGUGCCUUAAAAAUAGCUCAGGCAACAACAGCUCUCCUAUCAUGUCAGUGUAUGGUUUAUGAUUUAAUAAAAAUGAGACUAGUGCCUGCCUAGUGUC